Molecule: messenger RNA, 2142 nt
Organism: Talaromyces marneffei
Lineage: Eukaryota; Fungi; Ascomycota; Eurotiomycetes; Eurotiales; Trichocomaceae
Exons: 3
Coding region: 1-2142 (713 amino acids)
Biological process (GO): mitotic spindle assembly checkpoint signaling; attachment of mitotic spindle microtubules to kinetochore
Cellular component (GO): nuclear envelope; kinetochore; mitotic spindle
Source: RefSeq, a predicted model, not a curated record
AUGGCUUCGAAUCCGGCCUUUCGACAAUCUGUUCGACCAUCACAACCCGUCAAGAAUGAUUUUGAGAAUGAGGAACUGCGUGUUCAAGUGAAUACCCUGCGCUACGAGCUAGAUAAUCUCAAACAAGAGCGAGACCUCACCGAAUUGCGACACGAGAAGGAGUUGCGCGAUCUGCAACUCCGCGCGGAUUCAGAUUUCAGGAAAGCCCAAGGCGCCGAAGCAGCCAGCAAUCGAGCCAACCAAAAAAGCGAAGCCCUAGCAAAGGAACUGAAAGAAUCCCAAGAAUCAGCACUUGGCGAGAAAGCCAGCUUUGAGCGACGUAUCCGAACCCUACAAGACCAAAAUCAGUCCCUACAAGAAGAGGCUACCGAAGUAGAGGCACAACGAGCUGACCAGGAAAGACAAUUCAAACGUCAAAUCACCGAACUCGACACGUUACGUAUCACAUUAGCCCAGACAUUACAAGACGUGCAACAGGACUUGCAAAAUGUGCAGAAUACACUCCAUUCUGCGAAUGCGCAGGUGGCGAGACUUAAGAAUGAUGUUGCGGCCCUGGAAGCUGAGAAUCUGCGUCUAAGGGCUGACGGUAAUGGGGGUGAAGAAUUGGUCGUUCUCAAAAGAGAACUUUCGGAACAGGUCGCACAUAUCAAAACCCUCGAAUCCACAAACCGCGAACAAACGACAGAGCUCCGCCAUCUGCGCAAAGUCCAGAAAAAUGUUGAAGUGGUCGAGGAACAGAAGAAGUCCCUCGAAAACCAACUACAACUAAUGUCUACUCUGGAGGCAGAACUGGGAAAUGUGCAGAUUCAAAAGCGAGUCCUAGAAGACGAGCGGCGAUCAUGGUCCACCAUGCUUGAGUCGAAUAGCGAUUUUCCCGAUUUCGAUUCGCCGGAAGCAGUUGUCAAAGCACUUGUGGAGGAACGGAUCGAAAAAUUGACAUUGAUCGAUAAACUCGGCAGUGUUGAGCCGCAACUCUUGGAGAAAGACGAGAUCAUUCAGGGGCUCGAAACUGAGAAGCGGCAAUUCAAACAGGAGAUCGAGAAAUUACGAAGUGCCGCGUCUGCUCCCGGUGGUGCUUUGGAUACUCGUGCCAAAAUGAGACUGGAGCGUCAGCGAGCACUGGCUGUAAAGGAAGUGGAAUAUUUGCGCGCACAACUCAGGGCGUUUGACACGGAGGAGUUGACGAUGCACGAAGAGGGGAGUCAUUACGACGAGCAAAAGAAUCAGCAGAUCGAACAGCUAGAGAAACUUGUUGAUGAAUACCGAGUCGAAUUGCACAAAGUUCAUGAAGAUUUAUCGGCUCUUGAAAAGACCGCUUCGCAGGACGAAGAAGGCGCCGCUCUUACCGCAUCUCGAGGAUUAAAGAGGCCGCUAUCGCCAGCAGACAGCGACGCAGAGUCAGAGAGAAUAUCCGUUCUAUCUCGGAAAAAUCGCAUACUACAAGAAUCCCUCUCGAAAUCGGAACAAGCUGCCAAAGUUCUUCGUCAUGAAUUGGACGCCACCAAAUCCCACCUUUCCUCUCUACAAGAACAAUCUCGAACCCGAAUCCUAGAACUACGAGCAAACCCCACCGCUGAAGCCGAGAACCUGAAAAUGUCUACCUUGCGAACACUCCAGGCUGAGAAUCGCGACUUACUGGCUCAGCUACGCGGCGACAAUGCCAAGGUCGCCCGCGUGGUCCCCGUGAGUACACUGGACAGCCUAAAACUCGAAAUGCAAGAGAUGGAACGCACCGUGGCCGAGAAAGAGAAACGCAUGCGUCGCCUCAAAGAGAUCUGGGCCGCAAAAUCCUCCGAGUUCCGUGAAGCAGUCGCUUCAGUCCUAGGGUACAAACUCGAUUUUCUACCCAAUGGCCGCGUACGAGUAACAUCCAUGUUCCAUCUCUCUCCCGCCUAUCGCCACGGAGCCGGAUCAACCGCCUCAUCAGGACCGGGGAGCAUGGGUAACGGGGAAGAGAAUUCAAUAAUCUUUGACGGCGAGAACGGGACGAUGAAGAUAUCCGGUGGACCAAACAGUUUGUUUGCGCUCGAAAUCAAGCAUUUGAUUAAGUUUUGGGUUGAGGAGAGGAAGGAUAUCCCCUGUUUUCUGGCGGCGAUGACGUUGGAGUUUUAUGAUAAGACUACUAGGGCGGCGAGGGUUUGA